Molecule: messenger RNA, 396 nt
Organism: Limulus polyphemus (Atlantic horseshoe crab)
Lineage: Eukaryota; Metazoa; Arthropoda; Merostomata; Xiphosura; Limulidae
Product: SCAN domain-containing protein 3-like
Exons: 1
Coding region: 1-396 (131 amino acids)
Source: RefSeq, a predicted model, not a curated record
AUGUCAGAUAAUGUUACGAUAACAGUGUCCACGAAGAUUUACUGUUCUGUCCGUCGUCAGAUGGACGUCCAAUGGACGAAGCAGUUUUUCAAGGAAGUAGGGCUAGAAUGGAAUAACUGUGUUGGAGUAUGUACCGUCGGUGCAGCAGUAAUGACAGGAAGAAUAGUUGGAUUUCAAAUUAAAGUUAAAUCUGCAACCAAUGGACCUACUACUUUCACUCAUUGCAUGAUUCAUCGAGAGGCAUUAGUGGUUAAGAAAAUGUCUGCAGAUCUGAAUGCGGUACUACAAGAUGCGAUUAAAGUUAUCAACUUUAUUAAAAGUCGUGCACUUAAUAGUCGCCUCUUUGCAAGUUUAUGUGACAAAAUGGAAUCCAAUUUCAGCACACUUUUACUUUAG